Molecule: messenger RNA, 3224 nt
Organism: Myripristis murdjan (pinecone soldierfish)
Lineage: Eukaryota; Metazoa; Chordata; Actinopteri; Holocentriformes; Holocentridae
Gene: mocos
Product: molybdenum cofactor sulfurase
Exons: 17
Coding region: 81-2606 (841 amino acids)
Biological process (GO): Mo-molybdopterin cofactor biosynthetic process
Molecular function (GO): molybdenum ion binding; molybdenum cofactor sulfurtransferase activity; pyridoxal phosphate binding
Source: RefSeq, a predicted model, not a curated record
GUGAAUCUUUUCCGUCCCGAUAUGAGGACGAAACUCAGUUGGACUUGGACCUUUUCGAGCCGGCGACGUGAGAUCCGCCGAUGGAUUUCCAAAAACUCUGCACUUUCGAAACUUUCCAGCGACUCUGGAGUCACUACGGCUAUGCGAGAGACUUGCAGGACGUGAUCGACCGGGACUUCACCAGGAUUAAAGGAAUAACUUAUCUGGAUCAUGCAGCCGCAACUCUGUACCCGGAGUCCCUGGUGAGAGACUUCUGCCAGGACAUUUCUAGGAAUCUGUAUGGAAACCCUCACAGCUACAACCCCAGCAGCCGGCUGACACAUGACACUGUGGAGAGGGUCAGAUAUAGGGUAUUGCAGCAUUUCAACACCACCCCUGAGGAGUACUCCGUGAUUUUCAUCUCUGGUUGCACAGCGGCGCUCAAAUUAGUGGCUGAGAGCUUUCCCUGGAGGCCGCAGACUGCAACCGAGGCCGGGAGUCACUUCUCCUACCUCACUGACAACCACACCUCAGUGGUUGGCAUCAGAGGACUGACUUCCGGGCAGGGAGUAGUUACCCUGCCAGUCUCCCCACAUGAAGUGGAAAACAGGGCAAAGGAUGAGGCUCUGGGUGAAGACAGAAUUUGCCAGACGCCACACCUCUUCUGCUACCCGGCACAGAGCAACUUCUCUGGAAGGAAGUAUCCCCUGAGCCAUGUGAAAGGCAUCCAGGCGAGACGCCUCUACCCAGCGUGUGACCACCAGGGCCGCUGGUUUGUGCUGCUAGAUGCAGCCUCUCAUGUCAGCUGUUCCCCUCUAAACCUACAGGAGUGCCCUGCUGAUUUCAUUCCCAUCUCUUUUUACAAGAUGUUUGGCUUCCCCACAGGUCUCGGGGCUCUUCUUGUCCGCAACGACACAGCAGGCAUGCUGAAAAAGACUUAUUUCGGUGGGGGCACAGCAGAGGCUUACCUUUCCGGAGAAGAUUAUUACAAGCAAAGAGCAAACAUUUCUGACAGAUUUGAGGAUGGCACAGUUUCUUUCUUGGACAUCAUCGCUCUAAAUCACAGUUUUGAAGCUCUGCACAAGAUCACAGGGGGCAUAGACAACAUCCAGCUGCACACGUUUGGCUUAGCACGCUACACUUACAUGCUGCUGUCAAGUCUUUGCCAUGGCAACGGGCGACCGGUGGCGCAGAUAUACACCAAAGGCCAGUUUGAGAGUCCAAGCACACAGGGUGCAAUCCUUAACUUCAAUCUGAUGGAUCGUCUUGGACAGAUGAUUGGCUAUUCCCAGGUGGACAGGCUGGCUAGUCUCUAUAAUAUUCAUGUGCGCACAGGGUGCUUCUGCAACACAGGGGCCUGCCAGCACUUCCUUGGGAUCACCAACGAAGAGGUGAAGAGAAAUCUGGAGGCCGGCCACGUGUGUGGAGACAACAUCGACAUGGUGGAUGGCCAGCCGACCGGAUCUGUUCGGGUGUCCUUUGGCUACAUGUCAACAUUUGAGGACUGUCAAAACCUCCUGAACUUUGUCGUCGAGUGCUUUGUGGAGAAACCGGUGAAAGUGGACCAGGACAGACUGGAGAAACUAAAGGCUGCUGGAGCAUCCCCGGACUCAAAUCAAGAUUGUCCGAUCCAAAUUACUAAUGGCAAAACUGACGAGGCAGAUGAGAGACAUAAUCCUACAGAACAGUCGCUGAACGGAUGUGGCGUCAGCGACGUCAGGACAGAUGGAAACGGCAAUGCGGGGGCUUACACUCUGACCAACAUCUACAUAUAUCCCAUCAAAUCAUGUGCAGCAUAUGAGGUCCAUAACUGGCCAGUGGGAGCCCUAGGCUUGCUGUAUGACAGAGGCUGGAUGGUGGUGAACGAAAACGGUGUGAGCCUGACUCAGAAGAGGGAGCCACGCUUAUGUCUCAUUCGCCCACAAGUCCACCUGCACUCGAACAAAUUGCUCCUGCAGGCAUCAGGGAUGGAUACCAUUUCUGUUCCCUUGAAAAACAACACCCAACUACACACAAGCCGGCGGGUGUGUCAAAGUAAAGUUUGUGGUGACAGGGUGGAGACAGUCGACUGCGGGGAUGAAGCGGCGUCAUGGCUCUCAGAGCUCCUCAGACAGCCGUGUCGCCUGAUAAGACAAAGUCCCGAUUUUACACGAGACAUGAGAAAGCAGCCUGGUGGAGCUGCCACCUCCUCGUGCCUGUCCUUGGUGAAUGAGGCUCAGUUCCUCAUGGUCAACCGGGCCAGCGUGGAGCUCCUUCAGAAACACAUCAUCAGCAGACAGGGGCCUUCUGAGGACCAGCCGCUUCUCGACACGCAGCGUCUCAUUAGUCGCUUUCGAGCCAAUUUAGUCAUCGCUGGAGUGGAACCGUUUGAGGAGGAUAAUUGGUCACACCUGAUUAUUGGCAACACUCGCUUCCUGGUCGCAGGUCGAUGCGGAAGGUGCCAGAUGAUUGGUGUUGACCAGGACACAGGGACCAAAACAAAAGAGCCUUUGCUGUCUCUCUCUGCCUGUCGCACCGGGAAGGUGACUUUCGGCGUGUACCUGACCCAUCAAGUACCAGAGGACUCAGCUGCAGCCUCAACCCUGUCUGCUGGUUCCCUCAUAGUGCCAGAGCCAAAUCCUUCUUGAAAUGACAUGCGAGUCAGGUGAACUGGACAGACCGAAUUAUCCCCCAGGUGUGAAUGUGUCUGCCCCGUGAUGGACUGGCGACCUGUCCUGGGUGUUUCCCCGCCUUCCACUCAAUGAGCGCUGGGAUCGGCUCCAACAAUCCCAUGACUCUAAUCAAGAUAAACAACCUGGACAGUGAAUGAAUGUAUAAAUUGAUGCUUGAAUAAUAUUUAUGGUCCAUAUUGUCUGUUAGUUUUUCCUGUAAUUGAAGUUGUAAUUAACAGAACAGUCGGACAUCCUGAUGGAGACAAAGCGCCUCUGAUUUUUGGACUGCAUUUUAUAUUUUGGACCUCUUUCACAAGGUCAUUUUUCCAUAUUUUUACACUGUCUCCCCUCAUCCUGGAGGGGAGACAGGGGAGACAAAUCCUGCUUGAUUUUUCACAUUUUAUUUUCCUUCCUAAUUUUAAGUCUGAAGGCUACUGUGCAUUAAUGUCUAAAUAGAGAACUGAGGCACUUUUUUUUCCAACUGAACAUAAUUGAAUGGAUCUAAAUCAGUUUAUUGUUACACUAUUCAAUGCAAAUGUGUAGUAUAUUUUUAUGAACAAUACAGUGUAAUAAAAUAUUUGUUUUGGUGGCAAA